AUGUCCAAGGUCAGGCCUGCUGCGCUCGCGUCCUCUCCCCCGUCCGUAGCUGCUGCUGCUGCUGCCCCAGCAGCUCCACUCCCUGGCUCGGAGCGGCUGGACUAUCGAGGCAAGUGCCGGUACAAGACUGGCAAGUGCAUGCAAGAGCGGGCGCUCAAGACGUCGGGCGUGGCCCACAACCUCUGCGACGAGCACCGCAACCGGCAGAACCAGCACCAGCGCAAACUCGACGCCAAGAACCGACAGCACAAGCGCGAGCACCGCGUGGGAGCCAAUGAAGCGCUCAUCGCACGGUUUGCGCCGUACCCCACUGCAGCCAAAACAGCAAAGCGCGAGUCGCUCACGCCGUCAAUUGACACGUCGGACGAUGGAGAAGCAGGUGACAAGGCAGCAGUAGCAGCUGCUGUACCUGCUUCAGGGAGUGGACCCAGCGCGACGUCGUUGACGUCCACGACGUCGUCCUCAGCGGUCUUGGCAGCUGCUGCUACUGGCGUCAUGCUCUUGCCAAGUGGACCACAGCCACCACAGGUGGCGUGUCCGUUGAUCAUGCAGAACUUUGACGGGAUUGUUGUGCCGCUGCCGUCGUACCUUGAAGGUGAAGAGCGCAUUGAGUUUCGCUCGCGGAUCUACCAGAAGGUGCUGGAUUUCAUCUCGGAAGAAUGCGUCUCACGCUUUGGCGCCAAAGUUGAGUCCACGGCAGUGCACGGAGACGACGCUCAACGUCAAGCAAAGUGCGCGGAAUACGCGUCUGCGGUGAGCAACAGAGUUGAUGUCACUGAGACGGUAGACGUCCAGCAGAGCUUGUCGUCUGGAACGGAGGAGGCUGAGACGAGUAGUACUGCGAAGAGGAAGCAUUGA
Molecule: messenger RNA, 858 nt
Organism: Peronospora matthiolae
Lineage: Eukaryota; Oomycota; Peronosporomycetes; Peronosporales; Peronosporaceae
Source: the annotation of a GenBank genome assembly